This is a messenger RNA of Pipistrellus nathusii (Nathusius's pipistrelle), 603 nucleotides long. The record is from the annotation of a GenBank genome assembly. NCBI's taxonomy places the organism in Eukaryota, Metazoa, Chordata, Mammalia, Chiroptera, Vespertilionidae.
AUGCUGGUGCUGCCGCCCCCCUGCCCUCGGCCCCCGGCGCUGCCCUCGGCUGCGGCCAUGGAGGACCCGCCCCCGGGGGCAGGCCGGUCCCCGGAGCCCGGACCUUCCUCCUCCACGGGAUCCCCCCAGCCCUCGUCCCCUCCGAGGCCCAGCCGCUACCUGCUCAUUGACACCCAGGGCGUCCCGUACACCGCGCUGGUGGAGGAGGAGGAGGAGGAGGCGCCGAGGCAGCCCGGGCCCGCAGGGACUUCCGCUCCGAAAAAGGGCUACAGCUGCCCCGUGUGCUCCCGCGUGUUCGAGUACAUGUCCUACCUGCAGCGACACAGCAUCACGCACUCGCAGGUGAAGCCCUUCGAGUGUGACACCUGCGGGAAGGCGUUCAAGAGGGCCAGCCACCUGGCGCGCCACCACUCCAUCCACCGGGCCGGCGGGGGGCGGCCCCACGGCUGCCCGCUCUGCCCGCGCCGCUUCCGGGAGGCGGGCGAGCUGGCCCAGCACAGCCGGGUCCACUCUGGGGAGCGCCCGUUCCCGUGCCCGCACUGCCCGCGCCGGUUUAUGGACCAGAACACGCUGCAGAAGCACACCCGGUGGAAGCACCCGUGA